AUGAUUCAAACAAAUACAACUGGCACGAAAGUUCCCCAUUUCAAAAACUUUUUUGAUUUGAAACUACCGAAUAGCAUCCGGAAAGCAAAAUCCAGUUCUGCAGUUGGACCAAAUUAUAUAAAUAGUCCGAAAACAGAGAAACCGCCAAUGUUGACAUUACCACCAGAAUAUUUAUUGUCACCGGAUUUCCCAUCGCCAGAUAAAGUUCAGAAUAACGGUCUAGCAGUUCCAGCGAGUCCGGGAGACAGUAGUUCGCUGGUCUCCCGGGGUUCAUUUUCAAGUAUCAAUAGUCUAGCGACGACAUCAACAGGAGUCGCCGCAUCCGAAGUAACAUUCACGCUGUUCCUACCGUUGAUACGAGAACUAAAACAAAAGGUCGAGAAAAUAACACGCAGAUGCCAACUUGCAGAACAUUAUCGUCGCAUUUGUAGUGCAUUAUUAGAUCGAGCGUUAAUAGCUGACGAUGCAAUACGAGAUUUCGAGAGUCGACAACAUGAAGACGAAUUUUGGAAAUCAAGGUUUAAUUUUUUGUGUAUUAAAAGACUUGCCGAGGCUGUCGAUCAAAUUGAGGAUUUCAUACGGAAUGUGUCACAACUUCGACGAUAUCGAAGGUUUAUUAAAAAGAACAAUGUACAAUUUACGUUUCAGCAUUUAGCAGCUGAAAUUGAUGCUACGCUAAGAGAUUUGAAUAUUAUUUCGUCGGAUGCUGACCAAUUUCAGCAUGGACAAGAUAUAAAGGUCGUGGAAGAUGAUUCGAAUGAUAUGUCAAGGUUUCUACAAGAAAUUCGUGGUGGUAUUACUGAUCCAUUUGGACAAGUAUCACGUGAAAUAGAAGACAUAUAUACACUAAAUGCAACAUAUCGUAUACGCAAACCAGUAGUACCUGCACUAACAGCAUCCGCAAUGAUAGAUGUUUCAACGGUGGACAGAUUAACACCACCAGUGCAGCCAAGCAUGAAUGUCGAAAAGGCAACCUGGAAUAAUAUGAAUGUAGCAUUGACAAAGAUCAAACGACAAUUCAAAGAUGAAGACGUAAAUGGUAAAAACAAAAUACGAAACAACGUAGCGAUCCUAAAAAGAAUCGAAAACUCCAUGAACAUAAUCACAUUCCACGGCGUGAUCGAAGAAUGGGACGAGACGAAACGAAUGAAAUCCCUAUUCGUAGUAACCGAAUGGGCCGAAUUCGGAAAUCUACGAGAAUAUUACAAGAAUUUCGGCCCGUUGUCGUGGACGAGGAAAUUGUCGAUAGCUGUUGAUGUGGCACGAGGACUGAAUUUCCUGCGAGCUGUUGAUAUUCUGCAUUAUGAAUUGACGACAGAUGCUAUUUUGAUAACGGCGGAUCAUCGUGCAAAGAUUUCGGGAUGCGGUUUGAACUUUUUCUCGUCGGAAAAUGGACGGGCUAACAGUACGGAUCGAAUAAGUGAUAUGGUUGACAAGUACCGGUAUUUAGCGCCAGAGAAAUUGAAGUCGGACUUUGCGUAUGAUGUUAAAUGUGAAAUUUAUAGUUUUGGAAUGUUACUAUUGGAGAUUGCAGAAGAAAAUCUACCAUUGCACGGACACAAUUAUAAAACAGUAAUUGAAGCAUUACGAGAAAACACAUACAGGCCACAAGAACUAUUUACACGAACAAAAAUGGCACCCAAAGAAUAUCGAGAACUUGUACUUUUAGCAAUAAGCCAUGAACGAAGUCGUCGCCCCCCAUUCUCUGAAAUGUUCCUUUCCCUAAAUGCAAUGCUGAGACGAUGCAGAGCUGCAGAAGCAAUAAUAGACUAUGAAUCAUUAGUCCCCACGCCGACUUUAACAACUACGUCUACAUCAGUAACUUCGUCACCGUCUGAUUGUGGUUUUGAGGGCGAAAUCUUGAUUGGGCUUUCGGAUGAAUUACGGAAUGGGUUGGCGCCUUUCGAAGCAAUCGAAGAUGAAUUUUUGAUUUGA
Molecule: messenger RNA, 1935 nt
Organism: Ambispora gerdemannii
Lineage: Eukaryota; Fungi; Glomeromycota; Glomeromycetes; Archaeosporales; Ambisporaceae
Source: the annotation of a GenBank genome assembly